AUGGCGACCGGUGAGAGGCGAUCAAAUCUCAGGUUGCUCAGGACGUCAUUGAUUCUGGACCAAGGCGACACACGCACGACUCGCCAUGGAGACUGUCUCAGACUGUGUACUCACAACGCGAGAACAAUUUCCACAGACGCCGACCUGCAUGCCCUUCUCGGAGCUGCAGAGCGUAUCAAAUUUCACGUGAUUGCUCUGCAAGAGACCAAGUGCAGAAGGAGCGACGUACGACAGAUCAAUGACGGUACACUCGUCAUUCGUGGAGAGAAGGAUGAGCUAAAAGAAGUAAUCCGUAACGAGAAGUCCUUCUACAAAUUCGUUGUCGGAGACUUCAACGCAAAACUAGGAAAGGCCACAGAAGAGGAAUACAGGAUUGGAAGAUUUGAACUAGGGGACCGGUAUGAAAAUGGCAAUCGUCUUGCUGGGCUGUUGUCCGCCGCUCGCCUCCUUCAUGGGAACUCUCUUUUCAUGAAAAAAGAUCAUCGUCGGUGGACAUGGGAAUCGCCCAAUGGCGCGACUCGUGCGGAGAUCGACCACAUACUCACCAACCGGAGGUGGUGUCUACUUGACGUCUCAGUAGUACCAUCCUUUUGUAGUGGUUCUGAUCACCGUCUCCUUCGUGCGAAAAUACGUCUUAGCCACAUGAUGGAAAAGAACAUCUGCUAUCAGCAGCGAAGGAGAAAAGAAGUCGUCUACGACGAUUGCGUACUCGAGGACUCCUUGUCCCAAGUCGCGCACGACAAACUUGGAUCGAAUUUCGAGACCACCAAGGAAUUGUUGGAAAGAAGGACUUUGAGGCUUGAUCCGAAUGCAUCGCACAUUGAGCGGCAGAAGAAGAUUCUAGAAGCAGCACAAAGAAGAACGAGUUUAAAGAAGUGCCGCAGGGAUCUCCGCGAAUAUAAUAUUCCGCUAGCAACCUUGCUGAGCGAAGACGGGACUCGCACGUCUUACCGUCGUGAGAUGGAAAUCAUAACGAAGAGGUUCUACUCGAACCUUUUCCGUUCAUCAACUCCUAUGUCAAGCCCGAUCAUCCCCACUGGCGAAGCUCCACCACGGAUUCUCCAUUCGGAAGUACGAGUCGCUAUCAAGAGCAUGAAACCUGGCACAGCCCCCGGACCUGAUUUUAUAUCAGCAGACUUUCUUCGGGCUGGUGGCCAUCCGCUUCAUGCAAUCUUAGCAGCGCACAUGACAUCCUACCUUCAGAAAGAAAGCAUCCCAGACCAGUGGAAGACCUCGCGAACCGCUCUUAUCUAUAAGAAAGGUGACCGAGAGGACCUUCGGAACUACCGUCCGAUAUGCUUGCUGAGCGUGUUAUACAAAGUAUUCACCAAGAUCAUCCUCACCCGCAUAUCUAGGACGCUGGAUGAAGCCCAGCCUCAAGAACAAGCUGGAUUCCGCCAGGGGUUCAGCUGCUUAGACCACAUCCAGACCGUGUCGAGGGUCAUAGAGGUUUGCCGGGAAUACCGCCUGCUCCUUGUUCUAACCUUCGUCGACUAUGAGAAAGCCUUUGACAGCGUAGAAACGAAUGCAAUACUGUCAGCGCUGGUCGAUCAAGCUUUUCCACCGCCCUCUCACCAUACCCAUUGGAAAGGGGUACGACAAGGCGAUACUAUAUCGCCGAAGCUGUUCACAACUGCAUUGCAAUGGAUAAUGAAAUCACUAUCCUGGGAAGAAAGGGGCAUACGUGUUGAUGGAAGAUUUCUUUCGAACCUUCGUUUCGCGGACGACAUCGUUCUCUUUUCGAGCAGUACCAAUGAAGCAGAAACGAUGCUCAACGAAUUGAACGAAGCAGGGAAGAGAAUAGGACUACGAAUAAACAGAAAGAAGACACAGUUCAUGAAGAACGCAUACUGCGAGGACGGACGAGUGCAACUUGAAGGCUCCCAAAUCGUGGAAACUCCGUCAUACGUAUACCUUGGACGUUCAAUGAACAUGGAGAACGACUUGAAGGAAGAACUAAGUAGAAGAAUGAGAGCAGCAUGGGCAGCAUUCGCAGCCGUCAGGGAAGCUACGGACCAACUGACGGACCAAGAUCUUCGUGCCCAUCUGUUCGACUCGACAGUCCUUCCAGCGCUCUGUUACGCAGCGGAGACGUGGGCAGACACCGCGGCCACGUCUAGGAAGCUACUUACCACCCACAGAGCCCUUGAGAGAUGUCUCCUGAAGUUUAACCGGCGCACACAACACCUAGCCGGUCUUCGUAGCUCCGACUUAAGAGGAAUGUCCCGUCUUCGCGACCCAGCGGAAUAUGUAUCGAAAGCAAAACAUAGAUGGGCCGGUCACAUCAUGAGAAGAAUCGACGAUAGAUGGACUAAAAGAACGCUAGAGUGGAUCCCAAGGGACGCUAAACGCCCCCGAGGGAGACCGCCAACGAGAUGGGGUGACGUGUUCGCUACACGGAUGGACCAGCUGAGAGUUCAGCUGGAUACGGCUCAAGGACCUCGUCAACGUCACCUACGAAGCUUGAGAACAUCUUGGAUGAUAAUGGCGAGGGAACGAAACGACUGGAAGAGAUGCUGGGGCCCGUACGUCCAGUGA
Necator americanus (New World hookworm) is the source of this 2538-nucleotide messenger RNA. RefSeq lists its product as uncharacterized. The transcript has 5 exons. Bases 1 to 2538 code for a protein of 845 amino acids. Lineage: Eukaryota; Metazoa; Nematoda; Chromadorea; Rhabditida; Ancylostomatidae. The record is from RefSeq and is a predicted model, not a curated record. Gene Ontology annotation, molecular function: catalytic activity.